Phymastichus coffea is the source of this 1857-nucleotide messenger RNA. RefSeq lists its product as uncharacterized. The record is from RefSeq and is a predicted model, not a curated record. NCBI's taxonomy places the organism in Eukaryota, Metazoa, Arthropoda, Insecta, Hymenoptera, Eulophidae. Bases 1 to 1857 code for a protein of 618 amino acids. The transcript has a single exon. Gene Ontology annotation, molecular function: zinc ion binding; nucleic acid binding.
AUGGAAGCAAGCACUAAGACACAUAAUAAAAACAUAGAAAAAUUAACUGAUGAGGUGAGAAAAUAUAACUUGGACAGAGCUCAAAUUAACGAGCACAUGGACGACACAAAAGACCAAAUGGCCUCUAUAAACAAACAAAUCGGCGAGAUACAGGAAGGCCUCGAAUAUUUGUGUGAAUCUGAAAAGAGAUCACCCGAUGGUGUGUAUUCAUGUCCCAAAGACGAGAAAAACGAAGUCCAGUCCGAAAUACGGGUUGACGAGAAUAAAAACACACAAGGUGUGGAAAAUCAAGGCGCGAUACAAUAUAAUCAGGUGAGAAACGGACUAGCCCAAAGUACAAUCACUGACAGAGGGAGUUUCCAGAACGGCGAGGAUAAAUUAACUUUGCAUAACAAAAUUCAAAAACUAAUUGAAUCAGAAGUAAAAAGGGCCACCAAGAAAAGUAAUCAAAAUGAAAUUACAGUAGAGGAUUUGAAAAAUACAUUGAAAUUAGAAUUCUUGAACAAAGGUGCGAAUAAUUUUAAAAGAGAUUACAAACUGAACAACAACAUGAAAUUUGAAUUGUUUCUUGAUUACUUUUCUUCGGAAUUGAGAGCAAAUAAUUUGCAGCACAUAAUAGAUGAGAAAACUGAUUUUUCCAAAUUUGAAACAAAAAUUUUAGAGGAACAAAAAUUUAAGGUCAGAGAUAUUUUAAUAAAUCAUUUGGAUUCAAAUUAUCACAAUAAAAUCAUAAACUUGAAAGAACCUAUUGGAAUUUUGAAAACUUUGAAAGAAUUUAAAAGGUGUGAAAAUAAUGUAACUUCCCAAUCUGUUAGAAAAACAAUUUACACUAUGCAAUAUAUUAUUGGAAAGACAAAGGCUGCCGAAUUUUGUGAAAACUUCGAAGAUACGAUUAGAAACUAUGAGAAUUGCCCUGGUGCAACCCCUCUGUCGGAUGAUGAGAAAAGAGAUGCGUUUUUCGGAGCAGUUAUGGUUUCUGUCCCUUCGAUACAAAAUAUCGAAUUCUUGACUAAAACAACAAAAGGGCGAAAUCUCACAUACGAAGAACUCAAAGUUCUUGUCCUACAGGAAGAGGCGACGAGAAACCAAGGUGCGAGUGCUACAAAUGUGGUGAGAUCCGCGAACUAUACCGGGGCGAGGGGAAGUAGACAAGGAAAUCGAGGUGACUACUGCUACGAAUGCGGUAGCUACAGCCACAUUGGAAGAAACUGCCCCAAUCGGGGCAGCAAGGUGUGCUACAAAUGUAACAAGCUGGGGCACAUCAGCUUCCAGUGUCCCGAGCACCCGAACACUUCCAACAGAGGAAAUUCGAGACGAGGUAAUUCAAAUUUUAACAAUUCGCGUAAUUUUCACGGGUACUCUAGAGGACACGCGAGAGGGAAGAAAAGGAAAUAUAACGAUGAGAACGAAAACGACGGAAUUUCCAAACGGGGAAAAUUCAGAGGAGGUGCGCGAGGUAGAUUCAGAGGUAGCUUUAGGGAAAGAGGUAGAGGUGGUUACCGUGGCAAUCAGGGAAACAACAACGAUAGCAAUAAAGGCGGUAAUCAACAAGGAAACUCCAACCAACCAACGAACGAAAACUCUGGAGGAAACUGCAACCAAGGUGAGUGCUCAAUUGAGCAUCCUAAAGCUAAGUACACAUGCGAAGGCGAAUUAGUAUCAAAUAUCAGCAAUUCGAAAUAUCAAGCUUUUCACACGAUAUAUGACCAAAGUGAUUUGGAAAAAUAUGUUCAUAGAUUCAUAGCUGACUCUGGUGCGACAGAACAUUUGACUAAAUCCAAAAUCAUUUUCAAAUCACUAGAUCUUUCGAUUUGGGUACAAUUAAAUGUGCAAAUAAAAAUGAUUCAGCCGAUUUGA